GCUGCCGGGGCCCAAGCAGCCAAGCUGCCCCGCCAUGGUGAACCCCGACAGGUGGAUGCCAGAAAUAAGAAUGUCUAAGCCACUGGAGCUGGAGAAGGCACGAGUGGAGCCACAUGGGGAGCACACAGACACAGAACGAAACGGUCCCGACACGAACCACCAGACCCAGCAGAGCAAACCAGCCCCGUUCUCCCCGCCCCCCACCGGCCCCAGCCCCAAGAUCAAGGCGGAGGACCCCCCGGCCCUGCCUCCAGCUCCAGCACCGGCCCCCCCGGCCCAGCAGCCGCACCUGCCCCAGGCCCAGCUCAUGUUAGCCGGCAGCCAGCUGGCCGGGCUGACGGCCCUGAUGCCUGCCCAGCAGCAGCUCCUCCUGCAGCAGGCGCAGGCGCAGCUCCUGGCGGCGGCCGUGCAGCAAUCCAACGCGGCCGCUGCAGCCAACGCCGGCAGCCAGCCGCCGGGGGGCGAGGCGCCCCAGAGCCAGCCGCAAACGCCCCAGCUGGCUCUGUCGCAGCCCAUCCAGCUCACCGCGCAGGACAUCCAGCAGCUCCUUCAGCUCCAGCAGCUGGUGCUUGUCCCCGGGCACCACCUCCAGCCGCCCGCCCAGUUCCUGCUGCCGCAGGCCCAGCAAGGACAGCAAGGGCUGCUCCCGACACCAAAUCUCUUUCAGCUACCUCAGCAAAGCCCGGGGGGGCUCCUGCCGGCCCCCCCCCGCGCCGGGCUGCCGGCUCAGCCCCCGAAAUGCCUGGAGCCGCCGGCGCACCCCGAGGAGCCCAGCGACCUGGAGGAACUGGAGCAGUUCGCCCGCACCUUCAAACAGCGACGCAUCAAGCUGGGCUUCACGCAGGGCGAUGUAGGGCUGGCCAUGGGGAAACUCUAUGGCAACGACUUCAGCCAGACGACCAUCUCCCGCUUCGAGGCCCUGAACCUCAGCUUCAAGAACAUGUGCAAGCUCAAGCCGCUGCUGGAGAAGUGGCUGAAUGACGCCGAGACCAUGUCGGUGGACUCGACCCUCCCCAGCCCGAACCAGCUGAGCAGCCCCAGCCUGGGCUUUGACGGGCUGCCAGGCCGGCGCCGCAAGAAACGGACCAGCAUUGAGACCAACGUGCGCUUCGCCCUGGAGAAGAGCUUUCUCGCGAACCAGAAGCCUACCUCAGAGGAGAUCCUGCUGAUCGCAGAGCAGCUGAACAUGGAGAAGGAGGUGAUCCGGGUCUGGUUCUGCAACCGCCGCCAGAAGGAGAAACGCAUCAACCCCUGCAGCAGCACCCCCAUGCUGCCCACCCAGGGCAAGCCCCCUGGGUACGGCCCGCACAUGGUGACGAGUCCAGGCCCCGGCGUGAGUCUCCCGCUCUCCCAGGCUUCCAGCAGUCUGAGCACAACAGUGACUACCUUAUCCUCAGCGGUCGGCUCCCUGACCCCCAGCCGGACGGGAGCGGGCGGGGGGCCCCCCACCAUCAAUUCCGCCACGCCGCCCCCCCCCAACAGCGCCAACCCCAGCCCCCAGAGCAGCAGCCACUCGGCCAUCGGCCUGUCGGGCCUGAAUCCCAGCACGGGAAGCACAGUGCUAGGGGUGAACGCGGGGUUAAACCCGGCACUAAUGGCCACCAACCCGCUGGCCACCAUCCAAGCGUUGGCCAGUGGUGGAACCCUGCCCAUUACCAGUCUUGACGCCAGCGGUAACUUGGUCCUGGGCACCACGGCCAGCACCCCGGGGAGCCAGAGCCUUGUCACCUCGCCGCUCUUCCUGAACCACGCCGGGCUGCCCCUGCUGAGCGCCACCCCAGGGGGGGUGGGGCUGGUCUCGGCCGCCGUGGCCGCCUCCCUGUCCAGCAAGUCCCCCAGCCUCACCUCCGCCUCCUCCUCCUCCUCCUCCUCCACCUGCUCCUCUUGCAGCUCCUCCAGCGAGGCGGCCGGGCCGCCCCCGGGCCACGCCGGGCCGGCAGCCUCCGAGCCGGACGGCAAGACGGCGUGAGGGGGGGCAGGGCGCUGCCCGCCGGUGCCGCGCAAGGAGGGGAGGCGGCAAGAGCCGAGUGAAAGCAAAACUGUCAGCAGCAGCCAAAUGAAGAAAUCAACCAAAAAUAACCCAGAGCAGCCGAACCAAGGGACGAGAUGGAGAAACCCAAACCGAAUUCCCCCGGCACUGGCGCUUCGGGGCCGUGCUUGGAAUGUCUUAUUCCCUCCGACACGCCCAAGAACCAGGCCCAGCCGCAGUCUGGCGUGGGAUCUGCCGCCUUCGCCAGAGCCCCAGCUCCCGGGGGCACGACGCUGGAGCAGCACUGGCGCGUUCCUCGAGGAAAACCCAAUCCCCAGCUCUGCUGGGCCUGGAGAAAAUCGUGCGGUCGUGCCCCCGAAGGUGGCGAAAGCAGAAGGCAAAGAACCCAGAUUGGAUUGCGGUGUUUCGUUUCGUUUCGUUUCGUUUGAAAGCUCGUGAUUCUCAAUGGCGAUCUCGCCUUUGAUUUCCUGUGUGUUGAAAGCGGGGGGCUGGCCAGACGGGCGGCUUGAGUCGCUCUUCGGCCAGCGGAUCUGGUUUUUGGAAUUCCUUUUAUUUGAUUUUUCUCGGAGUGUUUCUUGGACAUUUUUUGGGGGAAACAUAAGAAAAAAUAGGUGGGUUUUUUUGAUUGCACAGGAAGAAGAAAUAGGGGAAAUAAUAUGAAAAAAAAAUCUCACACCAAAAAACCCCAACCCAUGACCAGUCCUAGCUUCGCCCAAAGGCUUUUUACAAACUUUUCUAACCUCUGUGUCCGGUCGAAUGUCUUU
Molecule: messenger RNA, 2754 nt
Organism: Mauremys mutica (yellowpond turtle)
Lineage: Eukaryota; Metazoa; Chordata; Testudines; Geoemydidae
Product: POU domain, class 2, transcription factor 2-like
Exons: 16
Coding region: 35-1969 (644 amino acids)
Biological process (GO): regulation of transcription by RNA polymerase II
Cellular component (GO): nucleus
Molecular function (GO): DNA-binding transcription factor activity, RNA polymerase II-specific; RNA polymerase II cis-regulatory region sequence-specific DNA binding
Source: RefSeq, a predicted model, not a curated record